Dermacentor silvarum is the source of this 1443-nucleotide messenger RNA. RefSeq lists its product as uncharacterized. Bases 1 to 1443 code for a protein of 480 amino acids. Gene Ontology annotation, biological process: protein phosphorylation. The transcript is spliced from 7 exons. Gene Ontology annotation, molecular function: ATP binding; protein kinase activity; protein binding. The record is from RefSeq and is a predicted model, not a curated record. NCBI's taxonomy places the organism in Eukaryota, Metazoa, Arthropoda, Arachnida, Ixodida, Ixodidae.
AUGGGAAGCCCAAGUCGCGCCGCAGACUGGUGGUCGGCGGGUAUCGUCUUGUACAAGCUCACGACGGGGCGGGUGCCGUUCCGUGGAAAGACCAAGCAGGCUCUGCGCGAGCGCAUCAUCACGUCGCCGCUCAAGUUUCCCCGCAUGGAGGACCACCCGCACUCGGCGACGGCACCGGCGAAGGACAUGAUGUACCGCAUGCUCAAGAAGAACCCUGUGGAGCGGCUGGGUUCGCGCAACUACAGCGACCUCAAGACGCACCCGUUCUUCGAGCGGUUCAACUGGCAGAUGCUGUACAACCGGACCAACCUGUGCGAAAUAUCUAGCAUCGCCGAGAUCCUGAAGGCCGACGAGGAGAAGGGCAACGCACCCGACCCGGACGACCAACGCCGCCACCUGACCAUCGACGAAAUGACCGACAUCGCCUUCGAAACACAAAGACCGCUGCUCUGCUACGCAUCGGGAAGCUUCAAGAAGCUCAUGAACACGGUCAGGCAGAGCAAGACGCCCAUCAACCUGUCCGGCUCGUUCAUGGAAACCAGCGGCAUGUCAACCACACCCGUUGACUACCGCGCCGCCACGCCCGGUCAGAGCAGCACCAAGACAGGACUCGCGAGCACUGGCGUUGAAGAGGGUCGGAAGUCCAACAUCGAAAAAGUGGACCUGAUCCUGUUCCGGAAGAAGAAAUUUUACAGAUAUUGGAGCUUCGGUUUUUCGAUGCGUAGAGUGAAAGGCGAAGACGACAACUUUUAUCUCUACGUCGAUGGCGUGAAGAAGGACAGCCCGGCGGACCGGUCCCAGGUGCUCCCCCUAGACGUGAUCCUGAGCGUGAACGGGAACCCCGUGGAGGACGUGGCGCAGGCACGCCAGGCUCUCGGCACGUGCGGCGACCAGCUCGUGCUGUCGGUGAUGUCGUCGAGCACGUACCGCGUGCUCACCUCGCGCCGAGACAUGAUGAGCCUGAUACGCUGCCUGCCCAAGGAAAACGCGGUGCUCAAGAGCGUGCCCUUCUCCUGCAUCACGGGAAUGCCGUACGGCUUGGGCGUUGUUGACGUCAGCGUGUGGGACGACAAGGCGAAUCGCUUGACCACAGUCUUCGUGCUCACCGUGCGUACAUACACACACACAAAAAAAAGACUCCACUGCCCAUCAUUCGUGCCAUCUCCCGAAGCGGAAAACCACACCGACGUGACGCCGGUAAGCAAUGAGACGGUGUAUCCGGGCGACGUGCUGUCGCAAAUCGACGGCGUCAACCUGGAGGGCCUGAGGCACGACCAGGUGAUGCAGAUGCUGAACACGGCGACCGGCGACGUCACAGUGUCCGUGGUGCCGAUGUCGCCUAUGCGCGUGCGCCGCAUCCUCGUGAGCAAGCUGCACGAGACGGUCUUGACUGACACAAACGUGGGCAGCCGCUCCACUGCGGCUGACAUCGAGUCGCAGUGA